AUGUGCCGUUUGAUCUCCGGGUCUCACCACAUUGGCUUCUUCAGCAGCAUCUUCUUCAUGGUUGUCAUGACACUGGACCACUACACGAUCAUUGUGCACACUCACAGGGCUCGCACAAUGAGGGCUUCCAUCAUUCUGAACGUGCUUGUUUGGAUGCUGAGCUUGUUUGUCUCUCUGCCGGAUUUUAUCUUCAGAAAGGCAAAAGAACAGGAAUCCCAAGGGGUGAAGUGUGACUAUCCUGAAGAAAGCGUUAUGAUAUGGGAGCGUUAUGAUUUGUUCACCACAAAUGUGCUGAGUCUCGUGAUUCCCUUGCUGGCUGGGCAAAACGCCACAAUCUGUGAUUACCCUGAGAACGACACAGGCUUUACUCCCACCUGCGUAACUGAAGUAAAGGACUUUAACAAAGUGUUUCUCACCACUCUCUACAGUUUGGUUUUCAUCAUGGGAUUCAUAGAAGAAAACACUGAAUCCCGAGAUUACCUAUAUUUCUAUGAGCUUUCUAACAACACGAGCUUUUCUCCAGCCAACCUAAGUGAUGUAAAGGACUUUAACAAAGUGUUUCUCACCACUCUCUACAGUUUGGUUUUCAUCAUGGGCUUCAUAGGUAAUGGACUAGUGGUGUGUGUCCUGGUGAAGCAUCGCAAUCAGUGCAACCUGACAGACAUCUGCCUCUUCAACCUGGCUCUCUCUGACCUCCUCUUCGUCUUCACGCUGCCUUUCUACUCUCACUAUGCCAGGGUGGGCCAGUGGACCUUUGGAGACUUCAUGUGCCAUUUGAUCUCCGGCUCUCACCACAUUGGCUUCUUCAGCAGCAUCUUCUUCAUGGUUGUCAUGACACUGGACCGCUACAUGAUCAUCGUGCACGCUCACAGGGUUGCACGUUAUCGCACAAAGAGGGCUUCCAUCAUUCUGACCGUGCUUGUUUGGAUGCUGAGCUUGUUUGUCUCUCUACCGAAUUUUAUCUUCAGAAAGGCAAAAGAACAGGAAUCCCAAGGAGUGGAGUGUGACUAUCCUGAAGAGAGCAAAAUAUGGGAGCGUUAUGAUUUGUUUACCACAAAUGUCCUGGGUCUCGUGAUUCCCUUGUUGGUGAUGGUAGGUUGCUACUCCAGGAUCAUCCCCACACUGGUAAACAUGAGGACAGCAAAGAAGCACCGCAUCGUCAAGCUGAUCAUCUGUAUAGUGGUUGUAUUUUUCUUACUCUGGGCCCCAUAUAACAUUUCCCUCUUUCUGGAGUUCCUCCUGGACAAAGAAAUAAUCCCUGAUGAUGAAACCUGGUACAAAAAUGUAAGGCUGUCAAUAAAAGUGACCGAAGCCUUAGCUUACACUCACUGCUGUCUGAAUCCCAUCAUAUAUGCUUUUGUGGGAGAGAAGUUUAUGAGACGAGCCUUGCAGCUGCUGAAAAAGUUGAUGCCUGGUUACAGCAGAGAUCUGACAGACAGCUCAUUCAGGAGGAGCUCAGUUAUGUCCAGGGCCUCUGAAGUCACCUCUGCUUCUUUUAAACUGUAGAAGGUGGAGGGCAGUUGUAAGUAUUUUGUCAUGAAUGUUUCACCCUGUUAUUACUGCAGACCAUGCCAUGGACAAGCGAACUGAAUCAUUUCUUUAACAGGUUUGAUUCAUCCAGGAUGCAGUAUCCAACAUGGGCUGCAGUCUCACCCAGAAUCUUAAUCACCUUUGACUCGAAUGCUCUUCUUUCUUCUGCUCAGGUUAAAUUAAACCUGCUGGUCUGUUAAACCGUACCUGCUGUUUUAUAGCAACCUGUAACAGUUUGCUUACUUCUUCAGACAUCUUUUUUUAGCCUUACAAGCUUGCAGAAACACACCAAAAAGAGCAUAAAACUAUUUCAGUCUUGAUGUGCACACUGUCUUACUGUUAUUCACAUU
Molecule: messenger RNA, 1880 nt
Organism: Neolamprologus brichardi
Lineage: Eukaryota; Metazoa; Chordata; Actinopteri; Cichliformes; Cichlidae
Source: RefSeq, a predicted model, not a curated record